GGUUGCUUUUCUACUACUCUUACUAUACAUAUUCAAUAGUAUUGAAUGGAACAUCAUCAUGCCCCUACUACUCCAGAGAGUAGCAAGAAGGCAGCAGCAGCAGCCAUGAGAUAUGCCCAAUGGCGGCUAACACCGUCCUCCACAGGGAGUGAUGAUGAUACUAAUAGAGCAGUGCCUAGCAUUAGCGGUUAUCCAGGGACACUAGCUUAUCGUUGCUAUCGUGAUGGUGGUAAUGAUGACACAUAUCGAUCCUCCUCAUCGACUGCCGACGAUCGUUUGAGAUUCUUCGCAUUCUCGGCCUUGGAAGAAUUGAGUGGUACUAUGAGACCCAACCAAGGACCCAAGGAAGCGGCUUCACAUCUGGAUUACAUGCUUGAUGUUACGAGAGGAGAUGAACCAAGCAGCCCUGGCGAUGAGCUACCUGAUGAUGAUGAUAAGACAACACCGUCAUCAUCAUCAUCAUCGACCUCCCCAUCCCCCAUUGCCCCAACUAGCCAUGAAGACCACCAUGAUGCAAAGGAGACUGCAGUGGAGGAUACAUCUACUGUAUGGCAGGAUAGACUAUGUGCUCGAUGGGAUGUGAUACGACUCAUCCUGGUAGUUAUGUGUCCUUUAGUGCUUAUAGCUGCCAUUGUGUGGCUGGUAUAUGAUGCAUAAAUGGUCUAAGAUGGACAGGAUUAGAUUAACGAUAGUGAAUGUAGUUAACUAGCAUUGUUCCCAUUAUAUAAACCCUCUUUACUAUCUAUACUAGUCUUACUACUACACUAUAAGUACCAAAGGAGCCAUGCCGGUCACCAACAUCGGGUAGAGUGCCCUCAUCCAUUAUUGGUCUCCCCUUAGACUACUCGAACUGCUAAUUACUCUCAUUACAUUUCGCCACUCUUGUGGCUCUUCAAUAUUCCAACAUCGCUCUUCAUAGUGGCAACAGUAUUGUGUACAUACUGUGUCGAUAUAUAGAUCUAUCCCAUAACUACCACUAACCCACCAUAAGCAUUAAUAAGUUCAUCUUGCUCAUUAUCUCUCUACCAUUCAUUACUUUAUAGUUAUUUUUCUGUUCAACGUGUCUGUGGGUG
Messenger RNA from Perkinsus marinus ATCC 50983, 1073 nucleotides. RefSeq lists its product as hypothetical. Lineage: Eukaryota; Perkinsozoa; Perkinsida; Perkinsidae. The record is from RefSeq and is a predicted model, not a curated record. The transcript is spliced from 4 exons. Bases 46 to 657 code for a protein of 203 amino acids.